GUGCCGCGGGUGCUACUGUGUGUGGCAGAGGGCAGAGGAAGGAGGCGGCUGCGCCAGGGGAGAGGCCAAGUACUGGCUGGUUUGCUGCUUGUGCGGCUGGCUUGCUGCUGCUGGAGAAAGACUGAGAACAGUCUGCAGUUGCUGCUGCUUGCUGUUGGUGCGGCAGAGGGUGCUCUUUGCACUGCUGCUGCUUGUGGCUGCUGUGUGCUGGAACUGCUGUUGUUUGCAGAGGAGAAGGAGGAAGAUGCUGUUGUUGCUGCUUGCAAGUGCUGCUGCUAACUCUGUUGCUGCUGGUGGUGUACUACAGUGGAGUUAGCAGAGAAGAGGAGGUAAGAGCUCCUGGAUUGAUUUGGUGCUGCUGUGUGAGGGGCUGCUAGAUAGCGUACUGAGGAAGAAGGAAAGUUCUUGCCUGCUGUGAUUGAGGCAAGACAUGGGAGAAAAUUAGGGACUCGAGAAGGCAAUUGAAAAAUUGGCUGAGCUCCUAACAGCCAAGGUAGGAGCUGCAGCAUCUCUAAAUAAUGCAAUUGUUCCUCACAUUGAGCCAAUUCAGAAAAUUGACUUGAUGCCAAAUGAAAUUAAGCUGGAAGGUGUUAAGAAUUAUUUGAGCUGGUCAAGAAGGGCGCUACUCAUCUUGAGGACUAAAGGGCUUGAGGGCUUUGUCAGUGGUGAGGCAGAGGAGCCAGGAGACAAGAAAACUUCAGAAUGGAGGACAUGGAGCAGUACCAACUCUUUGAUAGUGGCAUGGUUGUUGAACUCCUUGUCUCCAACCAUUGCUGCAACUGUUGAGACUAUCUCAACUGCUACUGAGGUAUGGAAAACCCUCUCAAAAUUGUACUCAGGUGAAGGGAAUGUGAUGUUAAUAGCUGAAACAGAGGAGAGAGUUGGUGAACUCAGACAAGGGGAAAAUUCUGUGAUGGAGUAUGUUGCUGAACUGCAGUGUUUGUGGGCUGAUUUAGAUCACUAUGAUCCUCUGGAUUUGCCACAUGCAGAUUGCAUAGCAGCUGCUAGAAAAUGGAUUGAACGCAGACGAGUGAUGCAGUUUCUCAAAGGAUUGAACUCUGAAUUUGAGGCGAGACGUGCUACUUUAUUUCAUCAACCUACUCUACCUGCCUUAGAGGAUGCCAUAGCAGCAAUGGCACAGGAGGAGGUCCGAUUAAAGUUGAUGAAGAACAAUACAACGACUCCAUCUCAUCCAGCCUUCAUAGCAACCGACUAUAAAAGCAGAGAGUGCUUCAACUGCGGUGAGAAGGGUCAUUUGAUUCGUUCUUGCACGGCUCCACGUAGGAACAUGCAUGGAAGGGGGAGAGGAUAUAACCGAGGUGGAUUAAGGGGAGGCCGAGGCCGGGGAUACUCUGGUGGUCAAAGGGCAAAUGUGGCAGUCUCAGAAGAAGGAUCCUCACUCGCAACCCAAGAAGAAUCAAAGAAAAGAACAGAAAGCACAGGUGAUAAGGAUCAUGAGGAUUUUAGUUACGGCAACUUUGCUCACUUUGUAUCUACAGAUGAAGGAGAGGCAAACGGGGAAGAGGCUUGGGACUGGAACCAGGCGUAAUGGGCUAUGGUACAUGGAUCGCGAGGUGCCAAAUAAUGCGGUGUCUACGAUGUUAGCAACAAUGAUGGGAGAAAAGGAAACAAAGGUAAUGCUUCACCAUUGUAGAAUGGGACAUAUGUCUUUUGAGAAGAUGAGUAAA
Messenger RNA from Triticum dicoccoides, 1688 nucleotides. RefSeq lists its product as uncharacterized. The record is from RefSeq and is a predicted model, not a curated record. Lineage: Eukaryota; Viridiplantae; Streptophyta; Magnoliopsida; Poales; Poaceae. Bases 563 to 1549 code for a protein of 328 amino acids. Gene Ontology annotation, molecular function: zinc ion binding; nucleic acid binding. The transcript is spliced from 2 exons.